Molecule: messenger RNA, 9002 nt
Organism: Hipposideros armiger (great roundleaf bat)
Lineage: Eukaryota; Metazoa; Chordata; Mammalia; Chiroptera; Hipposideridae
Gene: ULK4
Product: unc-51 like kinase 4
Exons: 34
Coding region: 1-3546 (1181 amino acids)
Biological process (GO): protein phosphorylation
Molecular function (GO): ATP binding; protein kinase activity
Source: RefSeq, a predicted model, not a curated record
AUGCCCCCUUUUAUGUCCUCGUGGAAGGGUGACUUCGCAGAGUUGAGCGUGCAUCCCGGGGGGGUCCGUCUCACUCACGAAAUUAAACACAAGAAUAUUGUAACUUUUCAUGAAUGGUAUGAAACCAGCAAUCAUCUCUGGCUAGUAGUGGAACUCUGCACAGGUGGUUCUUUAGAAACGGUUAUUGCUCAAGAUAAAAACCUCCCAGAAGAUGUUGUGAGAGAAUUUGGAAUUGACCUGCUUACUGGACUACAUCAUCUUCAUCAGCUUGGCAUUCUCUUUUGUGACAUAUCCCCUGGGAAGAUACUCUUGGAAGGGCCCGGCACACUGAAGUUUAGUAAUUUUUGCCUGGCAAAAGUGGAAGGUGAAAAUUUGGAAGAGUUCUUUGCUUUGGUGGCAGCAGACGAAGGAGGAGGAGAUAGUGGGGAAAACGUACUGAAGAAAAACAUGGAAAGUAGAGUCAAAGGAUCGCUUAUAUACACAGCACCAGAAAUUGUGAGGGGUACUGACUUCUCCGUCGCCAGUGACCUCUGGUCUUUGGGCUGUCUGCUUUAUGAGAUGUUUUCAGGAAAACCUCCAUUCUUCUCAGAGAGUGUUUCAGAAUUAAUGGACAAGAUUUUUUAUGAAGAUCCUUUUCCACCUAUUCCAAAAGAUUCUUCUCUUCCUAAAGCUUCUUCAGAUCUUAUUAAUUUGCUUGAUGGUUUACUUCAAAAAGAUCCUCAGAAAAGAUUAACCUGGGCAGGCCUACUGCAGCAUUCAUUUUGGAAGGAUGCGUUCACUAGGAAAGACCAGGCCUCAAGCACUGAGGAGUCCAGUGUCAGCAGAAACAUGAUGGAGUGUUCUGGGUCACAAGAUUCCAAGCAGCUUUUGGAGAGUCCUCAGAGUGGACAAGCAAAAGGGGAGAGGAGUGGUCAGCGGCUAAGUCACUCUUUCAGACUAGAAAAUCCAACUGAAUUGCGGCCAAAGAAUACUCUUGGGGGUCACCUGAAUGAGUCCAUGUUUCUUCUCAGUUCUCGUCCGACUCCAAGAACCAGCACUGCAGUGAGAUUAAGUCCUGGUGAGGAUAUGACUCAAGAUUCACCACAGAAGGCUGCUUCUCUUUUGAACCAGAGUACAAGCAGACACCUGAGUCAGCAGGACCUGGAGUCCCGGAUGAGAGAGCUUAUCUACACAGACUCAGAUCUUGUUGUCACCCCCAUUAUUGACAAUCCGAAGGUGCGGAAAGAUAUCUGUUCAGGUCCUUGCUUUCAGUUCUUCUGGGUGUACACCGAGGCGUGGAAUUGCUGGAUCAUACGACGGGCUAAGGUCGCUCGCGUGAUUGGUUUACUGGCUUCGCACACAGCUGAACUCCAAGAAAAUACACCUGUUAUUGAGGCAAUUACUCUCUUAACUGAGUUAAUUAGGGAAAACUUCAGGAACAGCAAAUUAAAACAGUGCCUUCUACCAACCCUCGGGGAGCUGAUCUGUCUCGUAGCUACCCAGGAAGAAAAAAAAAAGAGCCCCAGAGACUGCUGGGCCGUUCCCUCGGCUACGUACACAGUGCUAAUGAGGUGCCUUCGGGAAGGGGAGGAACGUGUUGUGAAUCACAUGGCAGCAAAGAUUAUUGAAAAUGUCUGCACUACCUUUUCUGCUCAGGCCCAGGGCUUUAUUACAGGAGAAAUUGGACCUGUUUUAUGGUACCUGUUCAAACACUCCACUGCUGAUUCUCUCAGGAUCACAGCGAUAUCGGCCUUGUGCAGAAUCACUCGCCAUUCUCCUACCGCCUUCCAGAACGUCAUUGAGAAGGUGGGACUGAACUCGGUGAUGAGCUCGCUGGCAUCUGCCAUCUGCAAAGUGCAGCAGUCCAUGCUGACCUUAUUCACCGCUCUGUUGUCCCGUGGGAUUCACCUCCAGAGACUGAUCCAAGAGAAGGAUUUUGUCUCUACAAUUAUCCGUUUACUUGACAGCCCCUCAACUUCCAUUAGAGCAAAAGCCUUCCUGGUUCUUCUGUAUAUUUUGAUUCAUAACCACGAGAUGCUGCUGCUCAGCUGUCAGUCAAGACUGGUGAUGUACAUCGAGAGAGACAGCAGGAACACCACUCCAGGCAAGGAGCCGCAAAGCAGCCAUGAGUACCUGUCCAGAUGCCUGGACCUCCUCAUCCGUCACAUCGUGCAGGAACUGCCGCGAAUCCUGGGUGACAUUCUCAAUGCCUUGGCUAACGUGUCUGGCCGUAAACAUCCAUCAACAGUUCAAGCGAAGCAGCUGAAGAUGUGUCUCCCACUGAUGUCCAUAGUGCUUCACCUCGUAACUUCUCAGGUAUUUCGACCUCAGGUUGUAACAGAAGAGUUCCUUUUCAGCUAUGGAACUAUACUUAGUCAUAUUAAAUCGGUAGACUCAGGAGAAACUAACAUAGAUGGAGCUAUAGGACUGACGGCAUCGGAAGAAUUUAUCAAGGUCACGUUGUCGGCUUUUGAAGCAAUAAUACAGUAUCCUGUUUUAUUGAAAGACUAUUGUUCUACGGUUGUUGAUUAUAUCCUGCCACCCUUGGUCUCCUUGGUUCAAAGCCAAAAUGUGGAGUGGAGACUCUUCAGCUUGCGGUUGCUCUCAGAAACCACAUCUCUGCUCGUGAACCAGGAGGUUGGGGAUGGCAGGAAGGAGGCGAAGGUCGAUUCUGACAGCAAUCUUUUGGCGCUCAUCAGAGAUGUCUUACUUCCCCAAUAUGAGCACAUCCUCACAGAGCCUGACCCAGUACCAGCAUAUGCUCUGAAACUGUUGGUCGCGAUGACUGAACACAACCCAACUUUCACCAGACUCGUGGAAGAAAGCAAACUGAUCCCACUCAUUUUUGAAGUAAUUCCGGAGCAUCAGGAGAACAUCCUGGGUAACACCAUGCAAAGCGUGAUUGCACUGCUCAGCAAUCUGGUUGCCUGCAAAGAUGCGAAUAUGAAGCUACUUUAUGAACAGGGACUGGUCCGUCAUGUUUGUAACCUCUUCACCGAAACUGUCACACUGUGCUUGGACGUGGACGAUAAAAACAACAACGAGACGGCCGCUGCGCUGCUCUUCUCCCUGCUCGACAUUUUGCACAGCAUGCUGGCCUACACCUCCGGCAUCGUCCGGCUGGCGCUGCAGGCACAGAAGUCUGGCUCAGGAGGGGACACUCAGGCCGCGGAGGACCUGCUGCUGCUCAGCAAACCUCUGACAGACCUCAUUAGCCUGCUCAUUCCGCUGCUUCCUCACGAGGAUCCUGAAAUUUUUGAAGUUUCGUCUAAGUGUCUGUCUAUACUGGUUCAACUCUACGGAGGAGAGAACCCAGACAGCCUGUCUCCGGAAAAUGCAGAGAACUUUGCUGAUUCACUGACAUCCAAGGAGGACCCGAAGGAGCAGAAGCUUCUGCUAAGGAUUCUCAGGAGAAUGAUCACCUCCAAUGAAAAGCACCUUGAGAACCUCAAGAAUGCAGACAGCCUCCUGCGGACUCUGGAGUGGCUGGCCCCGGCUGGUGGUUCGUCUGCCGAUAGUGCAGUGGCUUCCUUGGCCCUGGAAAUCCUCCAAGCUGUUGGACACUAGGCGAGAAGGCACUGAACAGCACAGCCACCUCCAGCUGUUUCCGGACCUAAUAAAGUCAGCUUGAACCCAGAACAUUCCGGCUGAUGUGCUCCCUCUGGACCCUAGAAAACCGACUCAGACUAGAGCUCCUUGUUUCCUGUGGACACAUCAGGGCUCCCCAGGUUGGCUAGCUGUUCUCAGAAUGUUCUUUCCCUGUGUGUGUGGGCCGGGGGAACCACCUCUAAGCCUGCGCUGCCUGAGCUAGACCAGUGCCUGCGGCUGUGAGCGGCUCCCCUCCCGAGGUUAAAAGCAGGACUAGGCCUGAGUGCGUUCCCAGCGCAGCCCCACAGCAAGCCUCAGGAUGCGAGUUUUAGCCUCUUGUCGUCCUCCUUGUGCCUGCCUGGCUUCUUCCUUUCAGGGACAACUGAUGCCCAGAACCCUGGGGAGGACUGGGCACAGCUCCACUGACAGGCGCAGGUAGUUCCAAGUUUUCUCAAGGAGCGCGGGCUUCCUUGGAGGUCACCUGGUUCUAGAUGGGUUGAUGGCAUCAAGGUAGAACCAUCCCCCGCAGCUUCUAGCAGUUACCCCCUUAUCCUUGAAACCUUUACAGCAUCCUCCUGUUUCCUCACACAUCUGCUGUGAAAGGGCUGAGCCCAUGAAAAUAUUUGGUGGACUCUGUGGAGAGGUGCAGGACUGUGGUGCUGAGGAAGGCAUACUCUUGAAUCUAGGCUAGAAGGCAGGGUGGGUCCUGGGCAGCUCGAGCCAGGUGAGCAAGCCAAGGCUCUUGGUCUAAGGGGUGUCAGUUUCCCGAUCUGCUGCCCCCGCUGCCAGCUCGGUGCCCUGUGCUUCUGUUAGAGGAUUGGCCCCCCUGAUAAACUCUGCCCCAAACCUGGAUGGGGCCCUGUCCUAGGCAGCAGCGGCCGUGCACACAGAACGGGUGGCACAGGCAAAAGUGUGGCCAUGUGGGCUCCCCUGUCCAUGGCAUCCCAGAAAGCUGUCUUCCUGUCACCAACAGCCCCACUUUGCAAGCGAUCUGGGUAGCUUGACAACUUCCAUUUGGUUUUAUAAUGAAAAUAAGCAGUUUCGUACCUAACUCUGUGAAAGGCAUGUGUGUCAGUUACCUAAUUUAAUCCCCACUACCAGCAAAGCAGGAUUUAGCUUCGUUUCAGAGAUGAGAAAACAGGCUCUGGAGCCAGUCCACUCGCGCGCUGCUCGGACUUGACUCCGUAGCCCUGGUGUCCCCCAGGGGGCAUCCAGAGCUCACGCUGUAGAUAGUUGGGGUACAAGAGGGUGUCCCACCCAGGAGCAGGGUUUCAUUUGCUGUCUUGUGGCCUCACAGCCCACACGGAGGAGGCCCCACUGGGCCGUCCUGUGGGCAGUGUGCCUGUCGCCAUGCUGUGCGCCCACGUGGCCCUGGCCUGGCAGGGUUUGCCUGUGCUCCUGGGCCGGGGGUCGGGUGGUGCGUUAGCCGACGGAGUUCCCGGAGGCCUGGCCUUCAGCUCGUUGCUUUGCCUGCUGGGUCCAGGAAACAGGCACAGGUCUCCAUUUUCCGGGAACUCUGUUCUCCCCCUGUAAGUUGGUUCUUGGGGGACCACCCUAGAGUUCUGGGCCUAGUGUCCUCCCAGAAGUAUUUCAGAGCAACGAAAGAUUCAUUUCCCUUUUUCCGCUCAGCAGGGAGAAGUCUUUGCUGUUUAAGGUAAAAUAGGAAGGUUUAACAUUCCAGAACUUUUGUUGACCAUUGCUGGCCCUGAGCUCCACAGCACUGCCUGUUUGAGGAAAGGCAUAUCCAGGCAAGGCGCAGAGAUGAAGGUCCCAAGCAGCGCUGCUGCCCAGCCCAGGGGGCCCAGGAACUCAAGCUAGCCCAUGCCAAGCCGCGUACCCUGGUGUCGUCCUGGAGUUAGGGGAUCCUUUUUGUCAUUCUCAGCCCAUCCCAAUGAGCGAGGCAGGGGACACGAGCAGGCUGGCUAUGCGGGCAGAGGGAGGCUGAGGGCAGUACCCUGUCCCUGCUCUCCCCAUGCCCUCAUAGGUGGGUUCCCAGGCUGGCUCCAGUUGUGAGGGAACAGCUGGCCCCUGGCCGCCGUCACAGCUCUCAGGAUUCAGGCAGUGGCAAAGGGCCCAGACCCAGGCACCGCUGGCCCACCGCCUCCACGCUUCAGCCGUUGGCCCUGGCUGAGUCUCCCAGGUGCCAAUGGUGUCACUGAAGUCGCAGAGGUAGGUGGCCACGGAGGCAAGAGCACGAGGGACGGAGGCAAGAGCACGAGGGACGGGGCCAGGGGAGUGGCCGCACAGGCGACCUCUACUUGCAGCAGGCCUGAAGCUUCGCGACCUUGCCUGAAUAGGUGCCCAGUGAACUGUCCCUGUGACUGGCUACAGGUGUCCUGAGAGGAUCACCCAGAACAGCUCAGGAGUAGGUCUGCUGGAUGCCGCAAGCUUUACUGGCUCUCGUUUCCUGUAUCACCAGGUUUUCUGCAUUACCUGAUGGGGUUCAGGCCAGAUGGGACCCUGUAGUAUGGCUCAGAAAGUGGGGCUCUGGUGGCCCAGGCCCUUGACCAUGGUGAGUGACAGGAGAGGAACUGGGUGUCGCCCACCUCCACUUGACACCCCUUCUUUCUCCCUCCCCUAGCAACGGAAAGAUAGGACGAGAGCUGCAUCUCUGGUGUGUGGAUGUAUGCAGGGGCUGAGGUAGGAGAAAGGGGCCUGGCCCCUUGGGACUUGUCUGCAGUGGCAUGGGAACAAGACUAGCCAACAGCCCAAGCUUCAGUGUGGCCGAGAGGAGGGAAGUGUGGGAGGUGUGGAGUCCUGCCGUGGAGGCCAGUCACCUCCCUCCAGCUUACUGGAGCCUCAUGGGGCGGGGAGGUGCAGUGGACACACACGGCGUAAGGAAAGGCACUACCUUUCAGCCCCACCCUCACCCCCUCCAUCAGUCUGUAACUGCCUCUGGCGGGUGACUCAUUCAAGGCGAGGAAAGGUAGUUAAGAGUCUCACCUACCAGAACAAAACUGCAGUCAUCCGCUUGGCGCUCUGCUUAUUAAACCAAACAGCACAGUUCAGAUCUUGUUUGUAUUACAAUAAUCGAAAUCAGAAUUAGAGCUUAUUUAUCGCAAGGAUUCAAAUAAUCAGAUCAAACCUCAUGUCUAUAAUGUCACCAUGAAAAAACUUGGUUCUUCAGCUCAGUGGUGGUCACUGCAAUGGCAUCAAUGUCUUAUGCACCUGGCCCCAGGGGACCCCUAUUCUGAUGUGGGAGUCAUCUGACCGCUGCCUUGCUUUAGUUCUACCAUCCAUGGAUGAUUUCCUUAAAAUGGUUUGCCCUUUUGUGUGGAUGGGUGAGGUCCCCAGUACGCACUAGCGACUUGCUUUUGCUCAGUGUUAGGUCUGAGAUGUCCACCCACGGCACUGAGUGCACACAUCGGCUCCUGUGCGGGCUGUCACACGGUGCCCUACCACGCCAUCCAUGCUGGACCUUGAGGUGAAAGAAAAAUCACUACUCCUGAUCCUGUUUUUAUUUAAAAUCUUGGUCUUUUGCUGGUCAUGGAUUUUCUUCUGCAUUGAUUUCAUCCAAAUGGCUACCCGUCGUUCCACGCCUGUAUUACUAAGAAGCCCCUGCUUCCGCUGACUCCCAGUGCUCCCUGUCAAGUCGCGCCUCGGUCUGCAUCUCGUCCCGUCCUGCCCCCGUCAGGAAGUGCUAACACCUCUAGCUUUCAUCAGGCCUCAACAGCUGGGAGAGCCAGUCCGCCUCUUGUUUGCACACAGGUCUUGGCUCUUCCUGGCCCUUUGUACUUCUAAGCGAAAGGCAGAACCACCCUGCUGAAGCAGAUUAACGUCCCUAUUAAGUUUUUAAUGGAACUUCAAAGAUAAUAAUGAUUUUAGGGAAAGCUCUGAAAAUGUUCUGGUUUUUAAAAGUUCUUUAAAUGGAACACCCUGCUGGGGCUCUUCAUGGUAAGCUUCUUGCCGUGCUGGCUUGGUCCUGCUUGUCACGCACUGGAAACAAAGCCCCUGACCUGACCUCACCAGGUACACAGAUGCUUCCUCUCCACCCGAGUUGCGUUUUAGACCACAGGGAACUGGAGGCUUUCACUGCACGUCUUCCCCAGAUGAAGCUGAUCUUCAACAAAAUGGAAGUGAUACACACAGGGUGCCAAAAAAAUGCACACACAUUUUAAGAAAGGAAAAAACUGUAUUAAAAUUGUACUAAAUACACACCAAUAACAAAAGAUGAAUGUAAGUCAUGUGUAUACAUUUUUUUGGGACCCCCGCUAUAUUUAUCUAAUAGUCACGAUCUUAAUAGAAACACAGUAAAUCAGAAACAGCCCUCCCUAAGCACAAAACACUGACUCUUUUUAAAGUCCAAAUACAAGUCUUAACAGGUCUGCUGACUCUGCCCUGAGGGAUGAACUAAGCGUGUCAGACCUACCACCAGGAUGGCAGGAUCGCCAGCAGAUAGCAUGGAAGGAGGCCCAUUCUGGUUCUCUGAUUAUGUUCAGAUAAACAUAGACACUCAAACCAUCUUAAUUAUCAGUUCAAAGUGGAGUUGAAGGAAUUCCCCUCUCCAAGUGAGUCACACUUAGGUGAAGGUGCUUGAAGUCGAAAUGCAGGUAGUUAACGCUUCAUUAUUACCUUAAUGGACUGAAACCCUCUUACACAUUUGGGGUGGGGGUGCCUAUUUGGCUUGCAGUUUUGCUCUAUGUGGCCCAGAGACUAGAUACCUUCUAAGUGAGGAGACCUUUGGCCACUUGGCCAUAGGUUCUAAGCCCAGAGUCCAUCCGUGGGAGAUGGUAGAAUCUCUCCUCUUACACAAGCUCAGAACCACUCACAAGGUUCAAAGCCGAAACAAUGUUCGGUGCUACUUAACCCAGGGCCAAGUGCUAAUAAAGAAAUAAUAAAGAAACCUGGCUAGCAUCCCAUCUAGAGGUAAGGCUCUAUCAUUUACAACUUAAAUUUUAGUUCCCUGUGUGUUUUCCUCAGGAGAAAGCUCAGUUAAAUAAACGUAUUACCCUCACAAACCAUUUAAUAACAAGGAAAAAAAGGUGACACAAUCGAAUGAAUUAAAAGUUUAAUUCUGAACCAUUUUUAUAACCGCAUUUUCUCUUGAAGCAUCGUAUCACAGCAGGUUACAACAACUUUGGGAUAAAAGGCAACUGGUAAACUGUCCAAAACAAGGUUCCAAAUAACACCUCUGACUGAUUUACCCUACCCAUACAUAUCCCAAAUAAAGUUUUUGAUCAAAAACAUGAAAUAGAUCCACCUGCUUAUUUUAAGCAUAUUAAAAAGGAAACUAAUUGGACCAUUUCUAUUUGUCUAUUUUAUACAAAAAGGCUACACAAUGUUACACUUUAUUCAGAUUACAAUUAGAGUGAUUAUGAAUUAGUGUUCUACACCAUUACUCAAUUCUUAAAAAUUAGAAAUUGCUGUAGCAGUAUUCACUAUAACUUAACACUACAAGACUUAAAAAACUAACAGUUACUGCAAAAAAAAUUAAA